UGGUCAGUAUUCAAGUGUUCCUUCACCUUAUCCAACGAAAAACCAAAACGCCGUGAGAAAGAACGGAGAGAAAUGGCGACUUUGGCUCAGCAAUUCACAGGCCUGAGAUGCCCACCGCUCUCGUCUUCCUCCCUUUUGAAGAAACCAAAGCAAACCCAAAAGAUUGGAGCUUUUGCUCUUCCAAUUGUAUCAGCGGCGGCAAUAUCCAAUGCACAGACUGGGGAGAGGGGUGAACUCAAAACGAUGUUCGAGGAAGCCCAUGAACGCUGCCGCACUGCCCCCAUGCAAGGUGUCUCCUUUACCCUUGAAGACUUUCACGCUUCUCUGGACAAGUACGACUUUGAUUCUGAGCUCGGAAUCAAGGUUAAGGGAACGGUUUUCUCAACAGAUGCCUACGGGGCAUUGGUUGAUAUUACUGCAAAGUCUUCAGCAUUUUUACCGGUGGAAGAAGCGAGCAUUCACAGAAUUAAACAUGUGGAAGAGGCGGGUAUUGUUCCUGGUAUAAGGGAAGAGUUUGUGAUUGUUGGGGAAGAUGAAGAUGAUGAUAGCUUGAUUUUGAGCUUAAAGGACAUCCAGUAUGGACUUGCCUGGGAGAGAUGUAGGCAGCUUCAAUCUGAGGAUGUUGUAGUCAAGGGUAAGGUUGUUGAGGCAAAUCAGGGUGGAGUAGUGGCCAUGGUAGAGGGCCUCAAAGGGUUUGUUCCAUUCUCACAGAUAUCAUCGAAAUCAACUGCAGAAGAGCUUGUUGAUAAGGAGCUCCCUCUUAAGUUUGUGGAGGUUGAUGAGGAACAGUCUAGGCUUGUGCUCAGUAACCGCAAGGCCAUGGCUGACAGCCAGGCACAGUUAGGAAUUGGAUCAGUGGUCCUUGGAACUGUUCAGAGCUUGAAACCAUAUGGGGCAUUCAUUGACAUUGGUGGAAUUAAUGGUCUUCUUCAUGUCAGUCAGAUUAGUCAUGAUCGUGUCUCAGAUAUUGCAACCGUUCUUCAACCGGGUGACACUCUUAAGGUCAUGAUAUUGAGCCAUGACCGUGAAAGAGGCCGAGUAAGCCUUUCUACAAAGAAGUUAGAGCCAACUCCUGGAGACAUGAUUCGCAACCCAAAGCUUGUUUUUGAAAAGGCUGAGGAGAUGGCUCAGACAUUCAGACAGAGAAUCGCUCAAGCAGAAGCCAUGGCACGAGCAGACAUGCUUAGGUUCCAGCCUGAGAGUGGUUUAACUCUCAGCUCUGAUGGGAUACUGGGUCCCCUUACAUCGGACUUGCCAGAGGAAGAAGGCCUGGACCUGAGCGAGGUUCUGGCAGCAGAGGAUUCUUAACUGAUCUGAAUGACCUUUUCGAACCUUUGUAUUAUUUUUCAUUCAUCAUAUGAUCCACAAUGUAAAAAUCUGUUGGGGCUUAACAAGCUAUCUUUUGUUUUUCUUCCUGCCUCUGCCCCGUAAACAAGCGAGAGCAUGUAUAUGCAGACAUUCUCUUAAAAUUAAGAUGGAAGAGUGUA
Molecule: messenger RNA, 1487 nt
Organism: Rubroshorea leprosula
Lineage: Eukaryota; Viridiplantae; Streptophyta; Magnoliopsida; Malvales; Dipterocarpaceae
Source: the annotation of a GenBank genome assembly